AUGCAUGAGAGAAAUCAUGGCAUGUAUUCAACAUGCAACUGCUCCUCAAUCUUCAACAUUGUUAAUACUGGCCCUCUCGUCACUCAUGCGCCUCUCGAGAGCCCACCAGAGAUGCUCGAUGGGGUUGAGAUCCGGGCUUUGAGCGGGCCAGUAGUCAAAACCUCGGAUCUCAUGGCUAUCUUUCCACCACCUCGAGUACGACCCAGUAUGACAGCUGGCGUUGUCCUCUUGGAACACAAAGCUCCUGUUUUGUUCCCGCGAAAGAUUUUGGAACCAAGGGAGGAAGUUCUGAGCCAAAGUGUUCACGCAUUUUUUGCGGGGGUCGAAACGUUUUUGAUUCAAAUUAUUGAACAAUCUCUGCCUUCUGAAGAAGAAAAGUCAUCAUCACUUUGGUUUGAUCAAUACUCAGAAGUACUCAAGCCAACCAUUCGUUUCUUAAACCAAGCAUUUGAUAUCUACAUUAUGUCAUCUAUUCAACCCAUCAAAGUACCGUAUAUGUCUCGGCAACAAAUUUCUUAA
Molecule: messenger RNA, 519 nt
Organism: Phycomyces blakesleeanus NRRL 1555(-)
Lineage: Eukaryota; Fungi; Mucoromycota; Mucoromycetes; Mucorales; Phycomycetaceae
Exons: 5
Coding region: 1-519 (172 amino acids)
Source: RefSeq, a predicted model, not a curated record